Molecule: messenger RNA, 1000 nt
Organism: Sorghum bicolor (sorghum)
Lineage: Eukaryota; Viridiplantae; Streptophyta; Magnoliopsida; Poales; Poaceae
Product: mediator of RNA polymerase II transcription subunit 11
Exons: 3
Coding region: 180-605 (141 amino acids)
Biological process (GO): regulation of transcription by RNA polymerase II
Cellular component (GO): mediator complex
Molecular function (GO): transcription coregulator activity
Source: RefSeq, a predicted model, not a curated record
ACAAGCCAGCCCACAGGCCACAUCCGACGGCCCAUCCGGCCUUUCCCACUCCUCGCCGAUUCCUCCGACAGAGAGAGAGAGAACGCCGGCCGCAAUCGGGAACGGUGAACCCUGGCAGCCGGCAGCGUCGCGCCACCGACCCCUUUCUCCGCCGCCUCUCCUCCUCGUCGCCGGUGAAGAUGAUUCCCCAGAGCCAGAGCAGCUCCCUGCAGCGCCUUCAACUCGUCGAGAAGGUAACGGUCCGCACCCCGAUCUCGGUGGUUGUCAUUUCGGUUCCUUACGCUGGCUGGAUGUUUGUUGUGCGUGUGCAGCGGAUAGUGCGGGUGCUGGAGCUUGCGGGAGCGGUGAUGGAGGAGCUGGGGAACUCUCAGGGCCCUCGCAACGAUGCAGUCGCCGCGCACUGCCGCGAGUUCAUGAUCGCUAUGAAGGAAAUUCAAACAACGUUGCGUGAGGAAAUCAAAAGUGCUUGUGAAUAUCGUCCAUUUGAAAAGUGUGAUUAUAAUGCAAGGAUUGCUAAUGAGAUAUGCUGCAAGAAGCUGGAGUAUGUAAUUGAGAAGUUGGAUACCAUGCAACAGAACCUUGAACAGAGCAUGGAUGAUGUUUAGCGAGCUGGCUACACAGUAGUUUGGGAGCAACAGAUGAUCGAGCAGUACACAGAAGGAAUGUAUAAGCAUUCUAUGAACCUAUAAUUGCAGGAAGCUUUUGCUCAACUCUGGGACUGUAACUUGUGGUUUGUUUGUAUUCCAUGUUCUGUGACAGAGUUCUUAGUUUAGCUGCCUGCUGAUGCUCAGUAGCAUUGAUCUUGGCCUGAGUAGGAUAGGAGUAGCAUCCUUGAGCUUAAAAUCGUGGGAUUUUAAGGCAAUGUAUUUUACCGAUAAGAAUUUGCUCUUCUGUAUUGCGUGGACUCGGUUCAUCCUUAGAACAUGCCUUUUGGUAUAUUGUAAACUCAUUUUUCAAUGAUGACCUUCAUGUGUUUGCAAUGAAUGCUGUUUUAGUUUAA